AUUUCCUAUAGGGUCGUUCGCCGCUUGUAAACAAAAACGCAGCAGUUUAAAAAUAAAAAUAAUUGAUAAACCUAGUAAAUCGUCUACUUAUCUAGCCAAAUGAACUUGAUAGCUGCAGAAUCGCCUUAAUUUCGAUCGAGUGCACCGCAAACCGAAGUUCAGGUGCAACAUUCAACUGCCGCCCCAUUGAAGCUAAACCACCAUGGACCGGGCUAGCCUAUAUUUCAUGAGCAAAGAUGAUAAGAACACCUUCGACUUCGACGAGACUUUACCCUCGCUCCCGCUGCCGGAACUUAGGGACACCAUGGAGCGCUACUACAGCUGCAUCCAGCCAUUCGGGACUAAGGAGGAGUUGGCCCAGGCCCGCAAGACUAUUGAUGAGUUCCAGAACGGCGUGGGCGUCGAGCUGCACGAACAGCUCAAGAAGCGGGCGGCCAGCAUGAGGAACUGGCUGGGCAGCUGGUGGGAGGACUACGGAUACCAUCUGAUUCGUAUGCCGCUGCUGCCCUACCAGCUCAUGGUCAUGCCCGCGCAAUUGGAGAUGGUGGGCGUACCGGAGACACCCGAAUACAUGCUGAAGAGUCUGGCGCGGCACAUUUACCACACGCUCGAGUUUUGGGAACUGACUAGAACGUCCAGCAUCAAGCCUCUCUCCUCGAACGGCGGCAAAAUAAAGUACUCCUCCGCGCUGUACAAGCACUUCUUCUCCACGUGUCGCGUUCCAGGCGAGGAACAGGAUCGUAUAGAGAAGCAUUUCCUUACCAAGGAUGAGGGUAAGACGCCGAGUCACAUCCUUAUUUCCGGCAAGGGACGCCAGUUCAUCUUCGAUUGUGUGCACGAGGACGACACUAUCCUAUCGGCUCCCGAAAUCCUUGUGACUCUCCAAAGACUGCGCAGCAUCCUCGACUACGAGCCGUUGGGCGAUUGUGUGCCCACCCUGAGCCAUGACGAACGUUCCACGUGGGCACGCAACCGCAACCGGCUGAGGGAAAUCUCAGAUGCGAACAAGGAGACGCUGCUGUUGGUGGAGAGCGCAAGCAUGGAGAUUUGCUGGUACGAGCAAUCGCCCAAGGACUACGAGGAGUCCUCCCAGCUGGGUCUCUACGGCGAUCUUCACUCCCGCUGGGCGGACCGCAGCAGCAGCAUUAUCGUCUUUCGCAACGGACGCUUCAACUGGGCGGGUGAGCACAGCUGCUACGAUGGCACCGUCAGCAUUAGUUACGCCACCUUCAUGCAACUGAGCUUUCUGGAGGUGCCAGAGCCCGACUGGUCCGAGGCCGAAAAAGGCAAUGUUAUAGAGGUCAAGGAGUUGAACUUUCAGCUGGAUGACACUCUCAAGAGCGAGAUCAAGCGCGUACAGAAGGAUAUUGAUGAUAGGGGUGUUGACGUUACUGUGACCUUCACUGCGUUCGAUGACUACGGCAAGGAGUUUAUGAAAACCCAUCGACUGCAUCCAGACUCCUUUGUUCAGGUUGUCAUGCAGUGGGCCUACUACCAAAUGCAUAAGGAAAUUGCUCCCACAUAUGAGACCGCUCUGAUGCGUCAGUACUACAAUGGACGCACGGAAACUCUGCGAUCCUGCACCGGCGCUGUGGCGGAGUUCCUACGGGCGUCCUCCAACAAGCAGGUUGGCGAUAUGUCACUGGCGAAGGCUUUCCGUCGGGCAGUCGAUGAGCACAAGCACUUCAUGAACGAGGCGCGCAAGGGACAUGGCAUCGAUCGACACUUGUUUGGCCUGUGGUGCGCAGCGUACGAAAGCAAAAUGGACAUUCCCGCCUUCUACGAUGAUCCGUUGUACACCAAGAGUGGCGGUGGGGGCAACUUUGUGCUCUCGUCCAGCACUCUGGGCUUCACCGCCAACGUUGGCUUCGUGGCGCCCAUGGUCUUUGAUGGCUAUGGCGUCUUUUAUUCCAUCACCUCUGAAGCUGUCUUCAUUAAUACCACCGCUUAUCGCGAUAGCCAGAAGACAAGCGCCCGCAAGUUCAACGACAUUUUUAAGGACUCAUUCCGCCGCAUCAGCGUACUCUUGGAACAGUUGGCCAAGGAAUCGAAGCUUUGAAGAGCUCACCUAGUAUUAAGAAGAGAUUAAAUCUUACUUUAUGUCGUAAACUGGAACCCAACUCUCGUUAGUUCCGAUCAGAAAGUACAUUUUUGGAUUCUUUUA
Drosophila santomea is the source of this 2164-nucleotide messenger RNA. Its product is annotated as peroxisomal carnitine O-octanoyltransferase. Gene Ontology annotation, molecular function: carnitine O-octanoyltransferase activity. NCBI's taxonomy places the organism in Eukaryota, Metazoa, Arthropoda, Insecta, Diptera, Drosophilidae. The transcript has 6 exons. Gene Ontology annotation, cellular component: peroxisome. Bases 203 to 2059 code for a protein of 618 amino acids. The record is from RefSeq and is a predicted model, not a curated record.